Oreochromis aureus is the source of this 2341-nucleotide messenger RNA. RefSeq names its product iroquois homeobox 2a (gene irx2a). The transcript is spliced from 3 exons. Bases 274 to 1809 code for a protein of 511 amino acids. Gene Ontology annotation, cellular component: nucleus. The record is from RefSeq and is a predicted model, not a curated record. NCBI's taxonomy places the organism in Eukaryota, Metazoa, Chordata, Actinopteri, Cichliformes, Cichlidae. Gene Ontology annotation, molecular function: DNA-binding transcription factor activity, RNA polymerase II-specific; RNA polymerase II cis-regulatory region sequence-specific DNA binding. Gene Ontology annotation, biological process: neuron differentiation; regulation of transcription by RNA polymerase II; cell development.
UUCAUAGUGCUGCGUACUAAAAACAUCGGACGCUAGGGGAUCAAGACGCAUGCCACAUUGCCUCUAUGUGGGCACUUUAACAGAUCUUUCGGGGGGUUUUUCCCAGUAAGGGGGCAGUGGAGGGAGGCCUUUUUUUUUAUUUUCACUCUCUAAUGACUGUUUGCACGGCUGAUUAUUGAGUUGAUUGUUUAUUAUUUUGGCCGCUGUUGUCUGCCGCCUUGUGCGUUUUUUCCUCCCCCUUUUUGGAUUCGGCGACCUAACGCGCGCUCACCAAUGUCCUAUCCUCAGGGUUACCUCUACCAGCCCCCGGGCUCUCUGGCUCUGUAUUCAUGUCCGGCUUACGGGGCCUCAGCUCUGGCCGCCCCGCGGAACGAAGACUUGGCGAGGUCGUCGUCUGGCUCAGCCUUCAGCCCAUAUCCCGGGUCAGCUGCUUUCUCCGCUUCGGCCGGUGCAGGCUUCUCCACUCCACUGUCAUACUCCACGGAUCCAACCACGGGAUUCCCAUCGUACAUGUCCUCUCCAUACGACGCACACACCACAGGCAUGGCCGGGGCUUUGAGUUAUCCCCCUUACGGGAGCCCAGGAUACCCCUUCCAGCUCAACGACCCGGCUUACCGCAAAAAUGCCACCAGGGACGCCACGGCCACCUUGAAGGCCUGGCUGCAGGAGCACAGGAAGAACCCGUAUCCGACGAAAGGAGAAAAAAUCAUGCUGGCAAUUAUCACCAAGAUGACCCUGACGCAGGUCUCCACUUGGUUCGCAAACGCCCGGAGGAGGCUCAAGAAGGAGAAUAAGAUGACAUGGGCACCCCGGAAUAAGAGCGAAGACGAGGACGAAGAGGACGGAGACGGCGAGAGAAAAGAAGUGGAGCGCUCAGAAAAAACGCUGGAUAACAGCGAGGCUUCAGCGGAGGAUGAAGGCAUCAGCUUGCACGUAGACACCCUGACGGACCACUCCUGCUCGGCAGAGUCAGACGGGGAGAAGGUCAGCUGUGUGGGCGAGCUUGGCUCUGAACAAGCCGGCGACAAAUGCGAAGAGGACGGCGAGGACCCAAACCGCGACCAGCGGGCUCAGCUUUCACCUAAACCCGUCACGUCAUCACCACUGACCGGAGUAGAAGCUCCAGUUCUCAGCCAUCACCAUCACCACCACCACCACCUCCACCAUCUCCACCACCUCCACAGCCAACGCGAGGAUUUAGCCCGGAGCCUUGUCAGUAGCAACAAUAUUAACACCAAUAAAUCCUCCUCAUGCCUUGACAACAGGCCUUCUUCGGGAGCGCCUCCUAACCCCACGGUCAAACCCAAAUUGUGGUCGCUGGCGGAAAUUGCUACCUCGGACCAAAAGCAGCAACAUCAGCAACAGCAACUGGGGCAGUCAACUGGGCAACCAAAUUGCCCCUCCUCCAGCGGUGGACUUCUCACUUCCCCAACGCCUUCCGCAGCCUCCCCGGCUGCCAGUUCGCCCUCCCUCUACCCGCCCCCCUCUAUCCUUGGAAGACCUAUUUAUUACACUUCACCCUUUUAUAGCAAUUACACAAACUAUGGCAACUUCAGCCCCCUGCAGGGUCAAGGGAUCCUGCGGUACACUAAUUCAUCUGGAGUGAGUCUGGCUGCUGCCGCCGCCGCCGCCGCCGCUGCUGCUGCAAACGAGGGUCUCAGUUCUUCUCAGCAGGCUCUGGAGGCCAGCACAAACCCCAAACACAGGCCAGACUCUCCCCUCGUUAAAAAUAAUCCAAACCAGAUUGUUGUUGAGCAGCAGCAACAGCAUUUCAGAACCGCAAAUUUAGAAGCAAAGAAAGGUACGUAAAAUAUGACGCGGUAAACAAAUAAUCAUUAUGAUUAAAAAAAGAGAGACUAACUUAUGAAAACUUAUUUAAUCUAGUGUUGAGUCCUAAAUUUGUAUUUUAAUUCAACCUUGUAAGGAAAUGUCGCCACGCUACAGGUAAAAUGAGCUCACUUUUGUUUCCAAUGCAAACUAACUGGUUUUCUUUGUCACUUUCAUGUGUCACUGCAAUGACACCAAAGCAUGAUCUGAAUUCUUUAGCCUUGUUUCGAGAAAGAAAAAAAACAAAAACACAAAUAGCAACAAAACAGAACAAAAUGAAGCCUUCAUAUUCAAGCGAUCUUUCACAAGAAACAGCUAACACUACGUGAUUUUUCACUUGUGCUAAGACGAGUACAUUUUUAGGACUGAAUAUGAGACUAAAUGACUUAUUAAGUUGGACAUUUUUCAGCGCAGUAAGGAAAUGAACGCGCACUAUGGCCUGUUAAUCGUUUUCAUUGCAGUAAUCUCCCGGAGUAAUCAAUUUAUAAUUGCCCACCCCCGCUUAAAAAAAAAA